Messenger RNA from Brassica oleracea var. oleracea, 1983 nucleotides. RefSeq names its product protein KAKU4-like. Gene Ontology annotation, cellular component: nuclear envelope. Gene Ontology annotation, biological process: nuclear membrane organization. Bases 68 to 1711 code for a protein of 547 amino acids. The transcript has 13 exons. The record is from RefSeq and is a predicted model, not a curated record. NCBI's taxonomy places the organism in Eukaryota, Viridiplantae, Streptophyta, Magnoliopsida, Brassicales, Brassicaceae.
CGACCAAAUUCCUUAAUAUUCCGAUUAAUUCCUCUCAACGAACUCUCUCCCUCCUCCUCCUCCUCCCAUGGACUCCGUCUCCGGCUACGCCGGUCCACGUCAGCCUCGAACCGGAGGCAAGAUUGUUCGACCACGCCGGACCUCCGUCGUCAGGACGCCGUAUGACCGCCCUGCUCCAAGAUCUCGGGAUCCUCCUCAGCAAAACCCUAGUUGGAUCUCCAGGCUCGUUUACAAACCUGCCACCGCCAUUGCCUCCGGCGCCGGGAAAUUCAUCUCUUCCGUCGUCUUCUCUGAGUCUUCCUCAUCUUCUUCGGAGGGUGAGGAUUCGUCUUCAGAUAUUGAAGGUGAUGGGGAUGUUGAGAAGAACAUCACUGAGUUUGCAGAAGAUGAAACAAUGGACCUUGUGAAUGCCCAGCAAUCAACCAUCCAAAGACUCGGUUCUAAGCGUGUAAUUGAGCAGCUUCUCAUGCAAGAAACAUUUGCAAGGGAAGAGGGAGAUAGAUUAAUAGAUAUCAUCAAGGCGAGGGUUGUAGAUCAUCCCAAUGUCCUCGCUUCUAAUGAUGGGAGGCAUAGUGACAAUGGCAUGGCAAGUGAGGUGAAUGUGGGUGAAAUGUCCAAUAAAGCUGUCAUGGAAGCAAAAAGAUGGUUGGAAGAGAAGAAAUCAGCAUCCAAUUCAAAAUCCAAAGCAACUGAAGACGGUGCUGGAUCGCCUGUGGACGUGGCCAGGUCAUAUAUGCGAUCUCGUCUGCCGUGGGGAUCUCCGACUGCAAACAACUCAGAGUUUCGGUCACCAUUACCAGCAGGGAUGCAGUUUCUUAAUGAAGGGACACCAUUUCCUUAUAGUGCUGGAAACUUAUCCUCUUCCAAGAUGAAAAGGAGAUCCCGUUCUAAUCCGUCAUGGAAUAUUCAAGAUGAAAUUCGUAAAGUCAGAGCUAAAGCAACAGAGGAAAUGCUUAAAACUGCAUCCCCAAGUAGUGUAGCACCGUUGGAACCUAAACAUAUCACCUAUGUUGAUGGAGGUAUCCAAGCUUUACGAAAUGAACAAAGCGGGGUUCCACCAGAGUCAACCAUACCGACCUCUGAACAUAAUCAGACUACGGAAGCUAACCAAGACGUUGAAGAAACUGGAGUUAGAUCUCGUGGAGUUGUUUUGGACAAUACAUUUAUCUCCACACAAGGAGUCAAGACAUCUGAAGAUACAACCGCUCCUCAAAGUGGAACCGGUGUAAAUGACGGCUUGAUCCAACCUAGCUCGACUAUUGGAGGCACCACAAAUGCUGUAUUGGCUCUUGGAGCAACUUUGGAUCCAAUUGGGAACUUUUGUAUCCCAAAAGAUGUGUUCGAAACAUCAAAAGAAGCUGAUGAAGUAGGGGCAGCACAUCCUGCUUCUAACGGUUUCCCAUCUUCAUCACCUAGUUCACCAGUGGCUAUGGAAGGUGAACCAAAACCCAAACCACCAGAUGAAACGGAGGCUUCUCAGCAUGUAGCUGAAACUCCUGAUGAUGUCUCAGAUGGCACGAUUGACAAGAAUGAAAACAAUAACAGCGACUCGAGUGCCUCGCGUGAAGAAGAGUGGCUCCCAGGAGACCAGUCUCUACCGAACUCAAACUCGGCAAGUAGCAGCCCGGAUACUAGCAAGGUCCUGGCGUACACGAGAAGAGGAAGGGGAAGGGGUAGGGGAAGAGGUCGAGGGAAAGGACGGGGAAAAUAAAGAGCUCUGUACACAACAACCCAAUGCAGUAGGAGGAGUAUGUGAGACAUCUCUUUUAGAUUUCAAUCCCACACUGUUUGUCUCUCUCUACCAAAGGUCUUUUGUCAUUUCCUUAUCUCUUUAGCUUCUUUUUGUAGUCAAACUGUGUCUCUGUUUAUUUUAUUUCUGAAUCGGUAAUGUUUGUGUUGUAAUGGUUUCAUUCUACGGCUGAGAAAUUCAAGUUUGCACACUCAUCUUCAAUCUUUAUAUAUUCAUUCUCAUUUGUGUGUUAA